AUGACCAGGCAAUCGCCGCCGUACACCGCCUCGAGUGCCUCUAAUUCUGCCCUAAUCUCUUCCUCGGCCAUCGACGACGGUGGCGAAUUCAGCGGCAACUAUUACUGCGAACUGUUCAGCUGGCCGAUACUACCUAUUGACAGAUCCCGCAGUUGGAUUUUUUUACGGGUCGGGUCAAAUUAUGUGGGGAAAAGCUUUACCCUUUUUGAAAAAAUUGCCCUUUUUGAAAAAAUUGCGAUGAGUCGGCGCUUUCCCCUUCUCCUGUCUUGUGGUGGGUCUGGACGGAUAGGUCCUUCGGCGGGGGCGGCCCUUGGUCCCGGCAGGGGUGCUUGA
Molecule: messenger RNA, 333 nt
Organism: Striga asiatica
Lineage: Eukaryota; Viridiplantae; Streptophyta; Magnoliopsida; Lamiales; Orobanchaceae
Source: the annotation of a GenBank genome assembly